ACGUAUAUUUUAAUCACCAUCAUCAUCAUCAUCCGAUCCGAUAGACAUACUUAGCUGGAGUGUGUCCAGAGUAGAAUUCAAUGACUCCACGACAUUGUUAUUAAUAACUCUUGCGAGCACACACGCAGUGAACAAUACAAGAGAAAAUAUGUUUGGAUUAAUCAGAAGAAAAACAAAUUGGGUAUCUUCUUCCAAUUUGCUAUUAAGAAGAGAGUUGUGUUUGGGUGCUAAUGGAGGAGGAGGAGGAGGAGGAGGAGCCAUGGAACACUUGAUCAAUCAACUCCAAUCUCAUGUCCAUAAGGUCCUUGCUGGUGGUGGACCCGAAUCUGUCAAGAGAAAUAGUAGUAGAAACAAACUUCUACCUAGACAAAGAAUUGAUCUUCUUCUUGAUCCUGGUUCUUCUUUCCUUGAGCUUUCACAGCUUGCAGGACAUGAGUUGUAUGAAGAGCCUUUACCUUCUGGUGGGGUUGUGACUGGCAUUGGUCCGGUGCACGGCCGACUUUGCAUGUUUGUGGCCAAUGAUCCUACUGUUAAGGGAGGGACUUAUUAUCCUAUUACUGUUAAGAAACAUCUCAGGGCACAGGAGAUUGCUGCUCAAUGCAAAUUGCCGUGCGUGUAUCUUGUUGACAGUGGCGGUGCUUUCCUUCCCAAGCAGGCUGAUGUAUUUCCGGACAGAGAAAACUUUGGUAGAAUAUUUUAUAAUCAGGCUAUAAUGUCUUCUCAGGGGAUUCCCCAAAUUGCAUUGGUGUUAGGCUCUUGCACUGCUGGUGGUGCCUAUAUACCUGCUAUGGCUGAUGAAAGUGUGAUGGUCAAGGGAAAUGGCACUAUUUUUUUAGCAGGGCCACCUCUUGUUAAGGCUGCCACUGGAGAAGAAGUGUCUGCAGAGGAUUUGGGAGGUGCUGCCGUGCACUGCAAGACAUCGGGUGUUUCUGACUAUUUUGCUCAAGAUGAACUUCAUGCACUUGCACUUGGGAGAGACAUUGUUAAGAAUUUGCAUAUGGCUGGGAGAGAUGCCUCGACAAAUGGAUUGCUAAAUAUGAAUUAUGAAUAUAAAGAGCCACUAUAUGAUGUCAAUGAACUUCGUUCUAUUGCCCCCACUGAUCUUAAGCAGCCGUUUGAUAUCCGAGAAGUAAUUUCUCGCGUUGUUGACGGAAGUGAAUUUGAUGAAUUCAAGAAACUGUAUGGCACUACUCUUGUAACAGGUUUUGCUAGGAUUUUUGGACAGCCUGUAGGAAUUAUUGGAAACAAUGGGAUUUUAUUCAAUGAAUCUGCUCUGAAAGGGGCCCAUUUCAUUGAACUAUGUACUCAACGUAACAUUCCCUUGGUUUUCCUUCAGAACAUCACUGGAUUCAUGGUGGGAUCAAAGUCCGAAGCAAAUGGUAUAGCAAAGUCUGGAGCAAAAAUGGUGAUGGCUGUAUCUUGUGCAAAGGUACCUAAAAUCACGAUAAUUGUUGGCGGAAGCUUUGGUGCUGGAAACUAUGCAAUGUGUGGUCGUGCCUAUAGUCCAAACUUCAUGUUCCUUUGGCCUAAUGCCAGAAUAUCUGUCAUGGGAGGUGCUCAGGCUGCUGGUGUUCUGGCUCAAAUAGAGAAAGGCAAUAAGAAAAAACAAGGAAUUCAGUGGAACAAGGAGGAAGAGGAAAAGUUCAAAGCAAAAGUAGUCGAUGCGUACGAGAGAGAAGGAAGUCCUUAUUACUCAACGGCGAGGCUUUGGGAUGAUGGAAUCAUUGAUCCAGCUGAUACAAGAAAAAUCAUCGGUCUCUGUGUCUCUGCUUCCUUGAACCGUGCCACAGAAAAUACCAAAUAUGGUGUAUUUAGAAUGUGAAUAUUUGAUGUUGAAGCUUUGUUGUGCACUAAAUGUUGUUAAAGCCUGAAAUGUGAUGUAGAUUUGUUAAGAAAGGGAAGAUAGUAAGAGAGAAAAGGGGUUAUGACAUGAGUGAAAAGUAAAUUCUUUCCUCAUCAUGUUAAACUUGGAUGGAACAUACCCCAUUUAUAAUAAAAAUGUUUCUUGCAUGCA
Molecule: messenger RNA, 2014 nt
Organism: Trifolium pratense (red clover)
Lineage: Eukaryota; Viridiplantae; Streptophyta; Magnoliopsida; Fabales; Fabaceae
Product: methylcrotonoyl-CoA carboxylase beta chain, mitochondrial
Exons: 9
Coding region: 149-1822 (557 amino acids)
Biological process (GO): L-leucine catabolic process
Cellular component (GO): mitochondrion; methylcrotonoyl-CoA carboxylase complex
Molecular function (GO): methylcrotonoyl-CoA carboxylase activity
Source: RefSeq, a predicted model, not a curated record